CUACGGCCGCUGAGGCCCCGCACGUGGCGCAGGCGCAGUGCCCGCGAUUCGCCAUGCCGACUGUCAGCGUGAAGCGAGACCUGCUCUUCCAAGCCCUGGGCCGGAGCUACACUGAUGAAGAAUUUGACGAACUAUGUUUUGAAUUUGGCCUGGAACUUGAUGAAAUUACCUCUGAGAAGCAAAUCAUAAGUAAGGAGCAAGGUAAUGUAAAGGCACAGGGGGCCUCAGAUGUUGUACUUUACAAGGUUGACGUCCCUGCCAACAGAUACGAUCUCCUGUGUCUGGAAGGACUGGCUCGGGGACUCCAAGUCUUCAAAGAAAGGAUAAAAGCUCCAGUAUAUAAACGAGUAAUUCCUCAGGGAGAAAUCCAGAAAUUGAUUAUCACAGAAGAGACAGCUAAAGUACGCCCUUUUGCGGUAGCUGCAGUUCUCCGGAAUAUCAAGUUCACUAAAGAUCGAUAUGACAGCUUCAUUGAACUUCAAGAGAAGCUACACCAGAACAUUUGCAGAAAAAGAGCCUUGGUCGCUAUUGGCACUCAUGACUUGGACACUUUAUCAGGCCCAUUUACCUUCACUGCGAAACGUCCUUCAGAUAUCAAAUUCAAGCCUCUUAGUAAGACCAAGGAGUAUACAGCUUGUGAACUAAUGAAUAUAUACAAGACUGACAACCACCUUAAGCAUUAUUUACAUAUCAUUGAAAAUAAGCCCCUGUACCCAGUUAUCUAUGACAGCAAUGGUGUGGUCCUCUCGAUGCCUCCAAUUAUAAAUGGGAAUCAUUCAAAAAUAACAGUAAAUACUAAGAAUAUAUUUAUUGAAUGCACAGGAACUGACCUCACUAAGGCAAAAAUCGUGCUUGACGUUAUUGUCACCAUGUUCAGUGAAUACUGUGAAAAUCAGUUUACAGUUGAAGCAGUUGAAGUAGUUUCUCCUAAUGGAAAAUCAAGUACCUUUCCAGAGCUGGCUUACAGAAAGGAGAUGGUGAGAGCUGAUUUCAUUAAUAAGAAAGUUGGAAUCAGGGAAUCUCCUGCAAACCUUGCCAAGCUCCUGACCAGGAUGUGUCUGAAGUCAGAAGUCAUAGGUGAUGGCAAUCAGAUUGAGGUUGAAAUUCCUCCCACCAGAGCGGACGUUAUCCAUGCAUGUGAUAUUGUGGAGGACGCAGCUAUUGCUUAUGGAUAUAACAACAUUCAGAUGACUCUGCCGAAAGCAUACACCAUAGCUAAUCAAGUUCCUAUCAACAAGCUCACAGAACUCCUCAGACUCGAUAUGGCGGCUGCCGGCUUCACUGAGGCACUUACCUUUGCUCUGUGCUCCCAAGAAGAUAUUGCUGAUAAACUCGGCUUGGAUAUCUCUGAAACAAAGGCAGUUCACAUAAGCAAUCCCAAAACUGCUGAGUUCCAGGUGGCGCGUACUACCCUUCUUCCUGGCCUUCUAAAGACCAUUGCAGCAAACCGGAAGAUGCCACUUCCUCUCAAACUGUUUGAAAUCUCUGACAUUGUAGUAAAAGAUUCUAGCAAAGAUGUAGGUGCGAAAAACUACAGGCAUCUCUGUGCUGUUUAUUACAACAAGAACCCUGGGUUUGAGAUCAUCCACGGGCUGCUGGACAGAAUUAUGCAGCUGCUCGAUGUGCCUCCCAGUGAGGAGAAGGGGGGCUAUGUGAUCAAAGCAUCCACAGGUUCUGCAUUCUUCCCUGGGCGGUGUGCUGAAAUCUUUGCCCGGGGUCAAAGCAUCGGGAAGCUUGGCGUCCUUCAUCCCGAUGUUAUCACCAAAUUUGAGCUGACCAUGCCCUGUUCCUCUCUAGAAAUCAAUAUAGAGCCGUUUUUGUGAAACUGGUCUCGGUUGUGCGGUUCUGCCUCUACUGUCCCUUUCCCUCCUGUGGUGUCCUUCGGCCCUCUUACAGGGAGCAUCCAUUUGUGCUUUAAUGUUUAAUAAAGUGAGAUGUGCUAGCUGGCGCCUGGAGUAGCUGCAUUAGGCCAGCUUGUGGAACAGCCAGUGUGUAUCUACGCACUGCACUGGGGGGAGGUGCCCUGGACAGGCAGGGUGAGUUCUGCAAGUGGAAGUAUUGCUUGGACAUGAGAGUCUCACUGUUACUCAUGACUCCAGUGUAGCAGGAUUCCAUGUUUUCCUUAUUAAUGAAACAAGUGAUUGAUAAAACACACAUUGUACAUGUUUAAGCCUUUUCUACACUUGACAUGUAUUAAUCAAUAAAAUCAGUACUUUAAGAAAAA
Molecule: messenger RNA, 2224 nt
Organism: Peromyscus maniculatus bairdii (prairie deer mouse)
Lineage: Eukaryota; Metazoa; Chordata; Mammalia; Rodentia; Cricetidae
Gene: Farsb
Product: phenylalanyl-tRNA synthetase subunit beta
Biological process (GO): phenylalanyl-tRNA aminoacylation
Cellular component (GO): cytoplasm; phenylalanine-tRNA ligase complex
Molecular function (GO): RNA binding; ATP binding; phenylalanine-tRNA ligase activity
Source: RefSeq, a predicted model, not a curated record